Molecule: messenger RNA, 747 nt
Organism: Rhodotorula toruloides NP11
Lineage: Eukaryota; Fungi; Basidiomycota; Microbotryomycetes; Sporidiobolales; Sporidiobolaceae
Product: zinc finger, MYND-type protein
Exons: 3
Coding region: 1-747 (248 amino acids)
Source: RefSeq, a predicted model, not a curated record
AUGACUACGCCGGCGGUCGCGGAGUGCUUGGUGUGCGGGAAGGAGACGAAGAACCGGUGCUCGAGCUGUGCGAAGGCAGGAAUCGACCUCUUCUUCUGCUCGCCGGAACACCAGAAGCUCGUCUGGCACGUCCACCGCUUGUUCUGCGGUCCCGGCAAGGCCAACCCUUGGAGGUGGCCGCUUCUUUCGCCAGAUGAAGUACAGGCUGCAAUCGCUACGCUCGACCUGGUUUCGGUCACACAUUCCGAAUCGAAGACCUUGGCCGACCAGUUGCUGCGGAUCUACAACGAACCCCGCGAGCGUUUGCCUGACAUCAUCAGGAGUCUCUCUGGACCUACUGGCUUGCCUCUCGACUACGAGACCUCGGCGCUCGCGUGCGUCAGGAUGCAUGCUCACUUCGUCCGCGGGAACAACCUCAAGAACGACGGGAUCCUCAAACCCAGUCCGCCUCUCGAGAUUUUGACGAGCCUUCGCCUGUCUUCCUUUCUCUACUGUUUUCGGGACGACCCGCCGCCCUGGGUCACGGGCUACCUUCACCGUCUCUCGAUCUUCGUCGCGCUCCUGACGGGAAAGACGUAUAGCGACGAACAGGUCAAGUACCUGGUCAACUCGAUCGACGGAGUCUACAGGUAUCUCGAUACUGUCGCAGAGACUGACCCGGAAGGGGCUCGCAUGGUCGAGGGAGGCUUCCGACGCUUCCUGGAGAAAUUCAGUUCGCGCCCGACAGCCCCUUCUGGACGCAUGUGA